AUAUUUAUUUUUAACAUCCAUCAAGAGCCAAAACAUUUUACUGAUUCAAAUGCCAAAACCCGAAACUGCAUGGCGGAGAAAUGGAGACUGGAAAGCUCGUUACUCUAAAUUAUACUCAUCAAAGGGCAUUUCGGGUCUAAAGGUAGAAGAACCGCCUCGCAUUUCUUUUAUGAGCAACGACGCGACUCCAUAUGCAACGCUCCUGAUGAAGUUACGAAGUACCCGCCAAGAAUGUUCAAACCCCUCUGAGACAUGUGGACUCACCUCUCUGCUGACUGAUCGAAGCGAUACCUAUGACACAAGACAAGGAAGUCUAAUAUCCGAGAAUCAAGCUGUACACGAUACCCUGCUAUUGGACAUGGUACGCUCCCGAAGCCGUGAGGUUGAAGAUGAAGUAAAAGACGAACCACUGGCGUUGCCUAGCGAAGAGAGUCCAGAGGACAGUCCGAACGUGAAUGAUGUUUGCAUACAUGGUUAUAACAUUCGCAUAACGACAGACCGUAGCAUGUCUCGUUCGCGUUUCUCCCGAAUUUCCACUCGUCGUGAUAUGGACAUUCCUUCCAUACUCGCCUACGAUACCUUCACAACAGCACCACUAUAUCUUGGAAUACCAGCCUUCCAGAAGGUACAAGAAAUGCGGGUAGAUAUACCGCGUUGGUCGAUUCGACGCUCAGUGUGCCCCGUUUGCUCUCAGAAAUGGAAGGAUAGAAGCUCGAUAACGAAUGUUAAAUAUUCAGGGUUAAAAAGGAAUUCUUCUAAGGAGCUGCCGUCUAUAACAGCACCCGCGCGAUUAAGGACCUAUGUCGCAACAAAAUACGUUCCACGCUCCGUGUCUGUGGCUGAUGACAAAAAGUCUGGCGUGUUACAAGGAGGAUUCCGCAACAGCAGCGCUUCGUGGCAAUUGACGCGCGCUCGACGCUUCCGUACACCCAGGCCUCAACAACCGCCUCCGGAAGCCACCGCGCCACCUAGUUGUAGUGCGCCUACGGCCCGUAAAGAUUUGGAUCUUCGAGUCUCACGAUUCCUUUCAGAUGAAUUUCGAAGCUCAUAA
Pararge aegeria (speckled wood butterfly) is the source of this 1051-nucleotide messenger RNA. RefSeq lists its product as uncharacterized. The transcript is spliced from 8 exons. Bases 50 to 1051 code for a protein of 333 amino acids. Lineage: Eukaryota; Metazoa; Arthropoda; Insecta; Lepidoptera; Nymphalidae. The record is from RefSeq and is a predicted model, not a curated record.